UUCUGCACCUACCAAAGUAUUCCAUAACCUGCAAUAAUCUUUGAUGAGCUGAGCCCUUCCUGAUAAGAAGAGCCACCGGUAGCACGCAAUCUCUCUGUUCCAAAACCCCCAUUGCCCACCGAACCGCCGUAGCUUCCGCCACCACCGCCGAUCAACCUCCAACCAACACACCUUCUCCAUCUCCAGAGUGACUGAUUUACUGUGUGGGGGGCAAUGUCGACGAUGAUGAGUUUUCAAACUUGCUUCAGAGUAAAAACCACGACCUGCUACGCUUCACAGAGAACUGCUGGUGAGGUCUUGACGGCAAACCCUAGCAGCAGACUCUCUGAAAGGCAAGAGGUUCGUCUUGGUUUGCCCAGCAAAGGUCGCAUGGCAGCUGAUACCCUCGAACUUCUCAAGAAUUGUCAAUUGUCAGUGAAGCAGGUCAAUCCUCGACAGUAUGUUGCUCAAAUUCCUCAGAUUUCCAGCUUAGAAGUUUGGUUUCAAAGGCCUAGUGACAUUGUAAGAAAAUUAUCAUCUGGAGAUCUUGACCUUGGUAUCGUCGGACUUGAUACUCUCAGGGAACAUGGCAAGGAUGAUCCAGAUCUUAUCGUUGUCCACGAGGCUCUGGAAUACGGUGAUUGCCGUUUGUCCCUUGCGAUUCCCAAAUACGGAAUAUUUGAAAACAUACAUUCCCUGGAGGAGCUAGCUAAAAUGUCUCAGUGGACAGAAGAAAGGCCUCUACGAGUUGCUACUGGAUUCACCUAUCUGGGUCCUAAAUUUGUGAAAGAUAAGGGGCUUAAAAAUGUCGCAUUUUCAACUGGUGAUGGAGCACUGGAGGCGGCUCCUGCGAUGGGGACAGCUGAUGCUAUCUUGGACCUUGUGAGUAGUGGGAUUACACUGAAAGAAAAUAACCUGAAGGAAAUUGAAGGAGGAGUUGUUUUGGAAAGCCAGGCUGUUCUUGUUGCAAGCAGAAAAUCCAUGGUCCAACGGAAAGGAGUACUUGAAACAACUCAUGAGAUGCUUGAAAGAUUGGAGGCACAUCUGCGGGCUAUUGGGCAGUUCACGGUUACUGCAAACAUGAGAGGAAGCAGCGCAGAGGAAGUGGCUGAGAGGGUACUGAGUCAACCAUCAUUAUCUGGGUUGCAGGGACCCACUGUUAGUCCUGUUUUCUGCAAACGUGAUGGGAAGGUGACCGCAGACUAUUAUGCCAUUGUCAUAUGCGUGCCCAAGAAGGCACUAUACAAGUCUGUGCAACAACUUAGAGCGAUUGGAGGAAGCGGUGUUCUUAUAUCACCCUUGACCUAUAUUUUUGAUGAGGAAACUCCAAGAUGGCGUCAGCUCCUCUCUGAACUUGGGUUAUAGCCCUUCAAGAUCAAUUAAUGUAGUUGUUUUUUCCCCAGAUCAAAGCAAAAAGCUUCUGGCUCGUCCUUCAUGGAGCAACUCCUACUUCUGCAUUACUUUAAAGACUGAAAAUUUUGUAGCAAGCCUGUAUUAUUUUUUCUUAGAGUAGUGACUCCACGCCACACCCCCCAAAGUUGUGGGAUUUAUGGUUAAGUAUUGUAAUGUUUUAGUGGAUUUUAUUUGUGACCUCAAUGAAGUUGGCCAUAUUCCAAAUGAAGUUUGAUUCAUUAUGAUA
This is a messenger RNA of Lotus japonicus, 1618 nucleotides long. RefSeq names its product ATP phosphoribosyltransferase 2, chloroplastic-like. Gene Ontology annotation, biological process: L-histidine biosynthetic process. Gene Ontology annotation, cellular component: cytoplasm. The transcript is spliced from 11 exons. The record is from RefSeq and is a predicted model, not a curated record. Bases 214 to 1344 code for a protein of 376 amino acids. Lineage: Eukaryota; Viridiplantae; Streptophyta; Magnoliopsida; Fabales; Fabaceae. Gene Ontology annotation, molecular function: magnesium ion binding; ATP phosphoribosyltransferase activity.